Molecule: messenger RNA, 1718 nt
Organism: Serpula lacrymans var. lacrymans S7.9
Lineage: Eukaryota; Fungi; Basidiomycota; Agaricomycetes; Boletales; Serpulaceae
Exons: 7
Coding region: 266-1294 (342 amino acids)
Biological process (GO): fructose 6-phosphate metabolic process; fructose 1,6-bisphosphate metabolic process; sucrose biosynthetic process
Cellular component (GO): cytosol; cytoplasm
Molecular function (GO): fructose 1,6-bisphosphate 1-phosphatase activity
Source: RefSeq, a predicted model, not a curated record
GAAUCCGUCCGUGUUCAAAGACACUAUAUAACUUACCACUAUAACCUCAAAGACUAUAACCUCUUACCACUGUAACCUCAAAGACUAUAACCUCUUACCACUGUAACCUCAAAGACUAUAACCUCUUACCACUGUAACCUCAAAGACUAUAACCUCUUACCACUGUAACCUCAAAGACUAUAACCUCUUACCACUAUAACCGCUUACCACUAUAACCUCUUACCACUAUAACCUCUUACCACUAUACAACACCGCUUACCCCGCCAUGUCACUUACCGAAGAGCCUCCCAGCACAGACCUUAUCACCCUCACCAGACAUGUUCUCAACGACCAGCUGCGUCUCGGUGCAGCAGCAACAGGCGAUCUCACCCUCCUCUUGACUGCAAUCCAGGUCACAUCCAAAUUCAUCGCCACCAAUGUCCGUAAAGCACGUCUCAUCAAUCUCGUUGGCCUUGCCGGCGAGACAAACGUCCAGGGCGAAGAGCAGAAGAAACUAGACGUCCUCUCCAAUGACAUCAUGGUGAAUGCACUUCGCGCGUCGGGAAAGACCGCCGUCCUUGUCUCUGAAGAACUCGACAAUGCUAUAAUUAUUGAAGAACGGUACCGCGGAAAGUACUGCGUCGUCUUCGACCCCUUGGAUGGAAGUAGCAACAUUGACGCUGGUGUCAACAUCGGUACUAUCUUUGGCAUCUAUGAAGUGAGACCAGACUCGAAAGGCACUAUCGAAGACGUCUUGCGGCCCGGGUGCGAGAUGGUAGCUGCAGGGUACACUAUGUACGGUUCUUCUGCCAAUCUCGUCCUUUCGACCGGUUCGGGUGUGAACGGUUACACUCUUGAUGCUGCUCUUGGAGAAUUCAUCUUGACCCAUCCUGAUAUCAAAAUACCUCCCCGGGGGAAAAUUUAUUCAUUCAACGAGGGCAACUCGAUGUACUUCUACCCACCCGUCACCGCUUACCUCAAGUCUAUAAAAUAUCCUUCGACCGGUAACCCAUACUCCGCCAGGUACAUUGGGUCUAUGGUUGCAGACGUGCAUCGCACCUUGCUGUAUGGUGGCAUUUUCGGAUAUCCGGAUGACCGAAAGAGUAAGAAGGGAAAGCUGAGGUUGCUGUACGAGGCAUUCCCGAUGGCAUUCUUGACGGAGCAGGCUGGAGGCGUUGCAACAACAGGCACAAAGCGUAUUCUCGACAUCGUUCCGACGAGCAUUCACGAGCGAUGCCCUGUAUUCCUUGGCAGCAAGGACGACGUCAAAGACGUAAUGAAGUUCUACGAAACCGAGCCAAUUGCUCAGUCGUGAUAAAUUCAAGUUAAAGAUUGAAACUAGAAAACCGAAAGAGUGUAUCACAAUAGUCUUGCUGUCAAACUGCGUACUGUAAUACGUGUAUGAUGAUCUGUAUAGGUGCUUUGAACACAAUUGUAAUUCACAUAGCAACGUUUCAAUUUCUGUUUUAGAGCGAGCGCUGACGUGAGUGGGGAGACAGUCGACAGGAACUCUGAAAGAAGUCCUGGCAGGCUGGGCAAUGCUGUGUGGUAAGACGAAGAGCGAGAACAGCCAUAUGAAAUUUAUGUAUAGUGAGCGGUCAUUACUUGUUGAAAGGAUGUGAUACUUAUACUGCCCCGGCGUGACGGGUUGUUCCGAUCGUUAUGCAUAACUUGGAGACGCCAACAGUCUUUCGAUAAUGACCCCCCUGAAGGUAAUGAUAUCUGCGAGAUGGGUAUCG